UACAAAUACAAAUAUAUUAGAAAUAUCAAUAAAAAUACUAUAUGCUGUACAUUGAAAUGUAUAUAAUCAUAACACAAUGAUUUAAACUUUACUUUUCAGUAAAUAUGUCAUCCGACAGCAAGCUGUGACAAAAAUAAAAGAAUUGUAAGGUAUUUAUAUAAUUUCAAAAGUCGGUGGUAUGUUUAUAACGGUAAAAUAUUGAAAAUUAGGGUACGUGAACAUUUGUCUUCAUCAAUAUAAUGUGAAAAAUUAGAAAAAUUGGCUGAAUUACAAUUUAACAAUAAUAGUAAUCAGCAUAUUCUGGAUACUUGAGAUGUUUUCUGUUCGUGUAAAGUUUGUUGUCAUUAGAUAAGAAUUUCGUGUUCAUGUUGAAAAAUCGCCCGAAAAACGUAGUAAUAGGAUCGUGUCUUUCGUCGAUAUAAUUGUGGUUUACAAAUAGAAAUUAGAUUAAUUUACCUCGUUUCGACUUGUAUUUUUAGGUAUGUGCUACGUUGGGAACAAUACUUCUCAGCAGGUCGAAGAGUUUUUUACCGCCUCCUUUGUACUCGUUACACAUAUUUUUCUCGAGACUGUAAACUUCAUGUUUCUUAUACGAAGGGCCGCCCCAUGGGGGAGACGUCAAUAUGACCCGUGGCUUAUAUUUUUUUAACGUUUCUGCAAUACCGAAGAAAUCUCCCUGUAUAAAUGUAACUUUGUCUCUGACUCCAUAAAUCUCUGCGUUUCUUUCGGCGAAUUCUAAUUUUUUAGCAUCGAUAUCCACAGCGAUUACUCGUGUGUAUCUCUUGGCCAAUUGGAUGACGUUCCCACCAGCUCCACAAAAUGGAUCCAUAGCGACGUCUAGACCAGGACAUCUCAACGCUAUAUGUGUGCUUAAGAUCUCGGGACAAACAGAAUAAAAUGAUUCUGAAAAUAAAAAGUCUAACCUGCGAAGAAAGAACAUAUAAGCUCUUGUGGAAGCCAUCUAGUCUAUAAGUCUCAGUCGCGUCGAAAUCAAAUUUCAAAAAUCUUGAAAACAACGCGACAUUCGCAAGUCGAACAUAUUGACUAUUUCCAAAAAUAGCCGUCGAAUUCACUUGCAAUAAUUAUGGAACCGUUAGAGAGAGGAGAUCGGAUCGUCAUAAGAUAUUAUGACUACUUGCAAAAUUUAACCGUUAUCAAAGUAAAUGACAAGAAUCGUGAACAGCCCGAAGAGUAUCGAGUUAAACUCCGAGGAAUAAGUGGAGAAUUUUUUGACACGUCCUCUAUGAAUAUACUUACCAAUGUCAUCAAAAAGAAAGAAAUAUUUAACAUCGCACUCAUUGACAAAAACGAACUCGUAUUAACAUAUUCAACAUCUCAAAAAUGUCUCAACACUCAGAUUUGGAAUGCUGAGAAUUUGAAACCCAAAAACGUCGGCAAUAAAUAUGAGAAGACUUAUGCAAAGAAGAACGCAUAUAAACCUGGACUUAAGCCGAACAAUUACGCAACAUAUAAUGCCAAACGUUAUACGGCCCAAGAUAGACUAAUGAAAUACCGUAAAACUGAGGAGCCACAAAUCGUUCAUCAAACAAAUAAAUUCAAACAGCCCGAAAAUAAACAACUGUACAACACCGAUAAUACACGUUAUUCAGCUCAAGACCGACUUAAACAAUACAAGAACAUCGUUACUUCAAAAGAACCGCAGCUUACACAAUACGACAUUAAGACCACAGAUAUGAACCGAUGUGAAAUUGAAGAAAAAUGUUGCAAAGAACAAAAUCUCAGCACUGACAUAACAGAAGACCCGUGUACUAAGAAACGUACAUUAAAACUAGGCGAGACGCAAAAAGUUAGUUAUUUAUAUUUAUCAUACAAUCAAUCUAUUAUUACAAUAAUCUUUCCACAGAUAAUGAUAGUUCAAAAACGAACGAAGACAUGUUAUCUGGUACACACGAUGGAGAGUAGAAAGUCGGUAAUCACCUUGUGUGAUAAACUACGCAAAAUUGAAAAUAACUUAAAACGUAUCGAGAAAGUUGAGAAGUACGACAUGUGCUUGAUAUUUUUUGGCGCUGAAUGGUACCGUGGGAAAAUUAUGGACGAGACGAACGAUGGUAUGUUGAAAAUUUACUUGAUUGACACAGCACAAGUGAUGUUCUUUAACCGAAAAGAAGUCUAUGAGAUGCCAAAACACUUCGAAGGAGAGUCAUUAUUAAUUGAAAUCGUCGUAACACCUCCGCCAAAUGAAAUGCUGACUACAGUUUUUGCUAACGUAGAAGCAAUAAAAAAUAUUGGACCGAGUACGGUGGUGAAACUGAUUUAAUUACAACUUGCUAUACUGCCUCAUAACUCCUAUUAAUUUGCAUUCGACAGUCAACGGAAGAUUACGUGCUGACAAUGAUGUCUUUUUCCAUUAAAAAUACUCUUGUUUAUUUAUUAUGAACUAUUUGCAUUUUCAUCCGACUUCUUUAUUUAUUGUUUAUAUAUUUGUUUGUAGUUACAUUAUUUAAUUUUUCGUUUUUUUGCUAUUUUGUUAAUUUUUUUUGUUCAAUUAUCUGUUUAAUUUAAAUAAAGUUGUUUGACACUUAUAAAACAUUGUUAUCAUCUAAUUUUACCUUACUUAUUUUGUACGUCAAUUAGUUAAUACAAUUUCAAUUGUAAAUUUGCCAAAA
Messenger RNA from Daktulosphaira vitifoliae (grape phylloxera), 2627 nucleotides. RefSeq lists its product as uncharacterized. The transcript has 3 exons. The coding region runs from base 1085 to 2278 and encodes 397 amino acids. The record is from RefSeq and is a predicted model, not a curated record. NCBI's taxonomy places the organism in Eukaryota, Metazoa, Arthropoda, Insecta, Hemiptera, Phylloxeridae.